Diorhabda carinulata is the source of this 483-nucleotide messenger RNA. Its product is annotated as bolA-like protein 3. NCBI's taxonomy places the organism in Eukaryota, Metazoa, Arthropoda, Insecta, Coleoptera, Chrysomelidae. Bases 87 to 422 code for a protein of 111 amino acids. The record is from RefSeq and is a predicted model, not a curated record. The transcript is spliced from 2 exons.
AGAAGAUCACUCUAACCAAUUUCGAGCUUCAAGUUUUUGGUUAUUUCAAAUUUAAGAAAAGUAAUAAUUUAAAAAUAUUAAAAAUAAUGUUGAAAAUAUUACGAAGUGUUAUCUACUGCCCUCAACCGUUACUUCCAAUACAGCAUAUUCGGUGUGUUCAAACAAAUAGAAAUUUCACAACUAAUAAUGGACCUGUAAAUGAAAAACAAAUAUUAGAAAAGCUUCGACGAAAAUUUCCGAGUGCAACCAGUAUAAAUGUAGAAGACACAUCUGGAGGUUGUGGAGCAAUGUUUAAUGUAUCUGUUGAAACGUCAGAAUUCAAGGGUUUGUCAGUGGCUAAACAACAUAGAAUAGUUUAUGAUGCAUUGAAAGAUGAAAUCAGUAGAAUACAUGGUCUACAUUUGGAAACAAAAACUAAAUAGUUUUUUUUGUGUAUAUAAAUUGUAGAAACGUUUUUAUUUGUAUAUAAAAGUUUAGUUAACA